This is a messenger RNA of Peromyscus leucopus (white-footed mouse), 1798 nucleotides long. Its product is annotated as serine protease 27-like. The transcript is spliced from 5 exons. Gene Ontology annotation, molecular function: serine-type endopeptidase activity. The record is from RefSeq and is a predicted model, not a curated record. Bases 398 to 1393 code for a protein of 331 amino acids. Gene Ontology annotation, biological process: proteolysis. NCBI's taxonomy places the organism in Eukaryota, Metazoa, Chordata, Mammalia, Rodentia, Cricetidae.
GUGGGGCUUGAUCACAUCCUUUACCCCAGAGUCUCAGUUCCAGUGCUGUGGGGGUGUGAUCAGAACAGCUCCUGAGGAGCCUGGGGGUGCAUCCUGUGGUUGGUGCAGUGCCAGCCACACUGUGCCCUGGUCCUGCAUCAAUAAGAUGAGGGUUUAGGAUGCUGUGAUUCCCGGAUCAGGAGGAGGAAGACCAGAGGACCCCAGAGCAUGCAGCACAUGGAGAGGCCAAGGUCUCUGUGCCCAGGAACAGUGCAGGUGUUCAACCUCUUUCAAGGCUUCAGGGAAGGUGUGGAGGCUGAGCCCCACCCAGGGCGAGCCCAGAAACCACACCAGAGCUGCAGUCACCUUCCUUCUUCCUGGAGUGUCGAGGAAACUUCUGGCCCCCAGCAGGUGUAUCAUGGAGCUGGCCCUGUCUGCCAUCCUAUUUGCCCUCUUUCCUGGAGCCCUGCUGGGGAGUGAGAACCUCACAGCGGACUCCUACAGCUUGUCGCCUAUGACAGACAGUAGCAUUAACCUGGAUUCAGUGUGUGGACGUCCCAGGGCUUCAGGCCGCAUCGUGUCGGGGCAGGAUGCCCAGCCGGGCCAGUGGCCUUGGCAGGUCAGCCUGAGGGAAUAUGGGGAGCACGUGUGUGGAGGCUCCCUGAUUGCUGAGAACUGGGUGUUGACUGCUGCCCACUGCUUCAGCCAGGACCAGCCCCUGUCUGCCUACACAGUACUGCUGGGUACCAUCUCCUCUUACCCUGGGCCCAGUGAGCCCAGGGAGCUGAAAAAAGUGGCCCAGUGUAUCAAGUACCCAAGCUAUUCAGCAAAUGAGCACAGUAGUGGAGACAUUGCCCUGGUACAGCUGGCUUCAUCCGUCUCCUUCAGUGACUACAUCCUUCCAGUCUGCCUCCCGAAACCUGGAGAUCCUCUGGACCCUGGCACCUUGUGUUGGGUCACUGGCUGGGGACACACGGCCACAAAUCAAGCACUCCCACCACCAUUUACCCUGCAGGAGUUGCAGGUGCCUCUUAUUGAUGCCCAAACCUGCAAUGCCUACUACCAGGAGAACUCCGUUUCCAGCACGAAGCUUGUCAUCUACGAAGACAUGCUGUGUGCUGGCUUCGAGGAAGGCGGGAAGGAUGCCUGUAAUGGUGAUUCCGGAGGUCCCCUGGUCUGUGACAUUAACGGUGUCUGGAUCCAGGCAGGGGUGGUGAGUUGGGGAUCCGACUGUGCCCUUCCCAAGAGACCAGGUGUUUACACCAAUGUCAGCGUCUACACUUCAUGGAUCGCAAACACAAUGUGGAACUCGGCCCUAGAAACAAAAAGUUUCUCUCUGAGCCUUGCAGACACCUCAGUCUCUGGCCUAUUGCUGGCAUCCGUGGCGAGCACCUUCCUCUUCCUGGGGCCCUAACCUGCAACCUCAUUGUCCCAACCCUAUAUUUGGAACUUUUGCCCUCUCUCUGCUCCUAGGUUGGAGCAGCUUCUCACAGGGACCGCUUUCUUGUGCCCUCCUUGCCUAGCUACCUGCAGAUAAGCACCCCAUCCAUGCUCUGCUCUCCAGGGACCCUCUCACCCCCACAGAAGCCUCCUAACUCCCACAGCAUUAAGACCAUCAGCUAAGCUCUGGUCUCCUGGCCCUGGGCUGCCUCUCACUCCCUGGGGGGUCUGUGGAUUUCCAGGGUCAGAGGGACAAGAGUCUUUCUUGCCUCUCACUCCAGGGUGCAGCCACCUUUCAGGGUAUCCUUCGGUGGCUUCUGUGACUGGGCUGGUCUCUCUAUCGUGAGUCUAUAUCUGAAACAAUAAAGACCGGAUGCAG